UUUAUUAAAUGAUAGACGAGUGAAGCUGUGAUUAAAAUUCAAGUACAUUAGUUUUAAAAACAACUGCAUGCCUGCAUUUGUAUUCCAACAAGGUCUAUAGAAGUUAUUAUAUUUUAAACCUUAUUUUGAAAUACUAGAAUAUUUUUGUGGUGGCAAGAAUGGUGAAAAAAUAAAGACCCACUUACAACCUUACAACACCCCAAUAACCCGAAAACUGACAGUGACAGUUACCAUCUUAUUUUUGGGAUGUUUUAGCUCAAAUAAAAAGAAAAAAUGAUCUUUUGUGACCGAUUUUAGAGUGUAUCGAUAUUGAAAAUAGUUGAGUUAUGUCUACAAGAUCACAACUCACCAAGGAUUUAAACGAGAGUAUUAAAUCCUCAGUGGGCAACAAAGUCAAAAUCCUCUUUAAAAAUGUCGUUCGUUUGGAGACUAAGGGAGAUAAGACUGAAAAUAGGGUGCUGGUAUUUUCGCCGUAUCGAAUCCUGCUGCUCACGGCUAAAGUCCCGACAAAGGUCGACUGUCACUUCCAUUAUCUCGAAAUCCAAGCCCUGGAGAGCAAAAGAGGAAACCAUCUGAGCCUUACGAUCAACGACAAGGUUUACUCGUUUUUGACUGGUGAAGAUUCGACAUGCAGUACAGAGGUGGACAAUAUGAUAGGCGCUUUGAACAACGCAAUUAGAAAUAUAUUUCCUACGAUGCCAUUACAACAUAUUAUUAGAAAGAUUGAAGUUAUACCCAGUACUAGAUUACAGCAAUUAAGGGACUUAGAGGCAAUAGCUAGCAGUCGUAGAGAAGUAGGACCCUGUGGUGGUUUUUCAGCUCAAUACGCCUGCUACUGCGAUUACCACGGCAUGACUUAUAGAGAUGAAGUUGCUUGGGACAUAGACAAUAUUUAUUUUUCCCUCAACACCAGAGAACUAAAUUUAAAGGAUUUCGAAUAUUUUGAUCAAAAAGACUUAGUACCUAUAAUAAGUGCGUUAGAAUAUAAUACGUGGUUUACGAAAUUAAGGGCGAAUCAAGUUAAGCUGUCUCACGAUAAUAUUGACAGAAUACUGUACAUGUUGAAGAAAUCGUUGAAUUUGGAAGAAUUGUUUUUGGAUAACUUGGGUUUGAAGUCGGAUUUUGUCAAUAAACUAUCAAACACACUCAAAGUCAAUCCAGAUUCAGCCCUACAUACGAUUGACUUAUCUUUUAAUCCAAUCGAAGAUAAAGGUGCUACAUAUUUAGGGCAAUGUAUAAACAGGCUAAGUAAAGGAAUAGUUCACAUAAACGUUUCCCACUGCGGCUUAAGUUCUAAAGGCGUCAACAAUAUCUCAAAUGCAAUUUGUUCAAACUCUAGCAAUUUAAAUAGUUUGACGUAUUUAAAUCUUAGUGGUAACAAUCUUAAAGACGAUAUAAGCCAAUUACAGAAUUUGUUCUCCCAAGCCAACGCACUGCAGUACAUCGAUAUAUCGUCUACAGAUAUAAUUCUCGAAAAUCUUUUUGGUGCUCUAGUGAAAGGAUGCACUACGAACUUGGUGCAUUUAAAUGUAUCCCGUAAUCCGUUUAGUAGUAAGAAAAGCAAGGAAGCUCCUAUUUCAUUCAAACAAUUUUUUAGUACUACUCUUAAUUUGAAGUAUCUUAACAUGUCUCAUUGCAAAUUACCCCAAGAAGCACUAAAAAAUUUACUGUUGGGCCUAGCAUGUAACGAAUUUACCAAAGAAAUGAGCCUAGAUAUAAGUAAUAACGGAUUGGGUAGUCAGGGUGCUCACGUUUUGGAAUCAUGUGUUCACGGAGUUAGGUGUAUUUCUAGUCUUGAUAUUUCCGAUAACAAUAUGGAUUCGGAUUUAUGUAAUGUAGUCUUAGCCAUAAGUAAGAAUAGGUCUUUAAAACACUUGAAUAUGGGACGUAGCAUGAAGAAACAUAUGGGCCUCAUCAUGGAAUCCGUUGUUCAGAUUAUACAGGAGGAUGAGUGUAUUUUACAGAGUUUAAUUAUUCCAGAUUGUAGGUUAAGGUCGGAUAUGUUCAACCUGUUAAAUGCUCUAGGUGAUAAUAAAUCUUUAGAGAUAUUAGAUAUUAGUGGAAAUAUAAUCGGCGACUCUGGUGCUCGACUGCUGGCCAAAGCACUGCAAAUCAAUAGCAAGUUAAAAACAAUUAUUUUAGAUAGAAACAAUAUUACUUUACAAGGGUAUAAUGAUUUAGCAUAUGCCCUAGAAAGUAACAGAACUUUACAAUAUAUUCCUUUUCCAAUAUUUGACGUGGCUCCAUGUAUGAAAGCUUCGGCGGAAAGAACUGACGUUAUAAUGCGAAAAAUUCAGGAUUUGUUAAACAGAAACGUUUGUUACAAUAAACAAAGUACAAAACAUACUUCUUUACAACCAGGAUUUUUGUUGUGUUCAAAACAGCAAGCUUUGGAGAGAUUAGUUACACAAACUCAGGAGGCUAUCAAAUCGCUCGCCAAUGACACUAUAUCAUCAAAUAAUGAUAUAAAUCACGCCAAUGAUGUAAUACAAGAUGCAGAGAACUGCAAACAACUGCUAGUCAGGUUGCAAGAAGUAGCUCAGCACCGUAAUGAUAAGCAUCCUGUUGAAGAAAAACUUCAACAGGUGUCGAAAGAAAUUUUUACAGCUGUUUGUGAUAGUAUACAGGUAAUAAUUGAUAAAAUGUUAAAAACUUGCAAAGAACAAUGUCCGUAUGUAUUAAGAAAUGAACAAACCGUUCAGGAAAUUAAAAAUGAAUGUAAGAAAAAGAAGCAAAUACCAAUAGAUUUCGUGACUAGCUGUAUAAAACAUCAAGCAGGUGUUGAUAUAAUGAAUAGGUUGAGAGAAAUAAACUUGAUGGUUGCUUCUCAACUUUCCGAGCAAAUCACCGAUGAAGUUUACGAAGCUUUAAUGCAAAGCUACAAGAUUUUAGUCGGUGACGAGAGUGCCAUUCGAAUUGAUUCGCCUCCGCGAAGAUCCAGACUUAGUAGUACCGAUAGUUCUAGGCAUGGAGCCAGUGAUAUUUCUAUUACAGAUAGUGCCAGUCACAUUAGUGAUCAUUCACCUAUGGCUACACCUCACUUGUCUAUAAAACGCAAGAGUGUUCAUAAUCGCAAAUUAAGGCCUAAAUCUGUAGUGGACAGUGUUGAAGGCCUGUCAGCUGACGAUAUACCAAGUCUUUUACCUUCGUUGCCCAGAAACAGCGAAGAGGAAGACUCAGUAACAGAGUUGCCAAAUGCUAGUCACCAUUUGCAACACUUAGUGAAAGGUAUUUUCUUGAAUAAAGGUCGACCUAGAAGAGCUAAAACUAGAGCUCCAACUAGACCUGUAGUUAAACCUCCCGAUGUUGCCGAUUUGGUAUCACAGGAUUUGGUGGAGGGUUUAGACACAUUUUUCCGUCCGGGGUCCGUAACUCCCACAUCCGACGACUGUCACUCGUUCCAUCUGGAUGGCAGUCCGAAUCACGAGUUUGCGUCUCCUGUUUUAAGCGACGAUCGCAAAACGCCCAAACUUAGUCGUAAUUCCCCUCUACUAAAAGGCUUAAUGACUCCGACGCCUAGGUCCCGUUCCACGGAUAAUUUGGAGAAGUGUUCGCCAUCUUUGGUGAGGAAAAACACCGGUGAUUCCCCUCUUAGUCGACGAUUAACAGGUGAUAGCUUAAUAAGCCAAGAAAGCAGCGAGGGAAGUUUGGCAGCUGAAGCGACCUUUGAUCAUUCCCCAAGCAGCACAUUAUCGAAACGCGUAUCUCCAGAUAGCUUUAAAGUUCUUUUAGAAAAUUCCGACCCUUCCAAGCAGCUAAAACUGAAACCAUCACCGGCCGUAGCUCAGAAACCCAGGCCUUGGUCUAUGGUGAACAACACCGAGUCUAAAUCCACCGAUCUGGGUCUUCUGAGCGACGGUUCUUCGCCUAAUAAUUCGACCGGGAAUACUCCUGAUUCUGCUGAGGCUUUGGAUAGCUCAGAAUCCAGCUCUAUUGAUAGGAGAAUUGCAAAAGAUAUUAAAUUGAAAAGAGGGGGGGAUAAUAACUAAGCCAGGCCAGUCUUCUAAUGCCAGUCAAGAUAGGAGAGAUAGCAAUUUUAACUGUAGGACAAAGGAGGAUGCACAUAUUGUUAGAUAAAUUUAUAGUCUCAUUUCUUUGGUUCUUUUGAUUAAUAACAUGAAACAGAACAAUUUAAAAAGAAAUACAAGAUGUAAUUGUUGUUUAAAGGAAAAUAACCAGGAAUUAAAUUAAAAAUAGUCAGUUGUGUGUUAAUUGUGGAGUUACUCAAGAUUUUCCAUUAAUAUUUAGAGCUUAGGUAUAGCUUUUUAAGAAAACGAAACAAAAAUACUCCUUGUAUUUUUAUUACCUUGGCUUUAUAUUAGUCAUUUAUUUUCUGAUGAAAAAUGUUUAAAUUUCGUAGUCAGACUUAAAACUUACUCAUUGAUUGUUUUAUAAAAGAAAAAUAUAAUGUGUGAGUUUUUAGCCAGUGAUAGUUUUUUUACUUGACUGCCAAAAAAAGUUCGCUAGCCAAAAGGUGAUGGUUUUCUAAACAGUGACCCUUUUUGAGAUAUACAUUUUAAAAAUUGACUUUUGAAGUUGUUUAUUAACUUUCAAAUUUAAUGACUUGUGCAAUAGAUUUUUAGGAGCACAAUUAAAAGUUCUAUACUUAGAGAACGAUUAAUUAUAAUGAUAAUCACUGGUAGAGUAAAUUCUGGUAUGUAUAGUUCUCGUGUCUUCUUUUUCCAUGUGAUUUUACUCAUAGACUGAACAAGAACUUUUAAGAUUCCAUUCCAAAACCUACAGAAAUCAAACGAAAAAGAUUUUUUUUUUUAUAAUAAAGGUUAUUUAUUAUUUUAAAAAUAACUGUAUUUUUUUCUCAUUUCAUUUUUUAUAAACCUUCUGAUAAAAAUUAUAUAAAAGUAUAUAUUAUAGAUUUUUUUGAUAUUAUAUUUGAUUUUAUUUGUGAUAAAAAUGUUUUUUUUUAAUAUAUGUGAAAUUUGAACUGAAAAAGUUACACUUCUGUAUAUAGAAAAUUAUUUUAUAUUUACUUUUUCUUAUACAGGCUCAUGGGCGUCAUAAUGCUUUAGUAUUUAAUCAAAUUUAAGAAGUUCAAAAUUAUUACAAAAUCAAAAAUUCUCUCUAAAAGCAUUAUGAGUUUAUGACUUGCUUUAUUAUCAAAUACUUUAUGGUAAUUAUUUAUAUCUUAGACUUUAUAUAUUUUUUUACACUGAGUAUAUAUCUUUUUUAACUAUGCUUCCAUUUAUAGUUACUAACUGUUCUUUUUAUACGUAAAAUAAAAUUAUACCUUACUU
Sitophilus oryzae (rice weevil) is the source of this 5252-nucleotide messenger RNA. Its product is annotated as F-actin-uncapping protein LRRC16A. Gene Ontology annotation, molecular function: protein binding. The record is from RefSeq and is a predicted model, not a curated record. Gene Ontology annotation, biological process: regulation of Arp2/3 complex-mediated actin nucleation; cell migration. Gene Ontology annotation, cellular component: lamellipodium; plasma membrane. NCBI's taxonomy places the organism in Eukaryota, Metazoa, Arthropoda, Insecta, Coleoptera, Curculionidae. Bases 327 to 3989 code for a protein of 1220 amino acids. The transcript has 23 exons.